AACGGAGCGUGAAUUCAGAGUUUUGUUUGAAGAGCUAGAAGCUGAAAGAGGAAGUUGUUUCUCCACAUCAUGUUGAGCUUUAGUUGCCGCUGAUUGGUCAGUAAGGAGGGAGAAACCGGAUGUAGUAAUAUUAGCUCGUAGCUAAGCCCUGCUAUAUAUAAAAAAACGUUGUAAAGUUUAUGUUAAACAAGUGUAAAAUUGAUUAUUCAGACUCUGCUCGAUAGUCUUCGUGAAGAGACCGUCUCCAAAUGCUUGUUUGAGUCGCUCUGAGUAUUUCUACUCGGAGUUUGCAGCACAGGAUGUAAUUAGCAGUUACUAGGUACCUGAAUGAACCGUUAGCUUCCGCGGAUCUAAAGCAGCUAACAGCGGAGACUUAAUUAGUCGGCAGUCGAGCUUUUUCAGUUUAUAGUUUAGUAUUUAAGAAUGUCAACACUCUGAGUUUAUGACACCGUGCGGAGAAGACCACAUCAUUUGUGGACACCUCGUCUAACCUUGUUAAUCUGAGGACCGAGAGACUGGAGACAGUUACCGAGUGGACCCAGAACCACUGACCAAGGUAUCGGACUCUCUCCUCUGCAGCACCGCCUCAGCUCUGCUACAGUUUUCAUUUUAUGAUGAUACAUUUUGUUUGAUCACAUACUUGUCUCCGAUUCCAGUUUCGGUAGAAAAAAAAACAACUAAACAUGCUCGCUCUAUGACUGAAACCCUGCUCUAAUAGAACAUGUGAAGAUUGUAAACAAGGAUUGUGAAAAGAAGAAUCUCAAGUGGAGCGAGGAUGUCCGAGAUAAUAAAGGUUGAAGCUACGGAACCUGGAGGGUUCAGCUUGGAGCCCUCCAUUUCUGCAGAAUCCACAUCAGAACUGGAGGAGGAAACACAGGACAGCAAAGAUAUCAUCCAGCAGAUUGUUGUGAUUAAAGAAGAGGUUCCCCAUGACUGGAGCCCCAGUUUGGACCAAGAGGACACAGAGACACCAGAUAUGAAGGAGGAAGUGAACGAAUUGCGGACCAAUGAGGAUGGAGAGCUGCAGAGUGAAAAUAAAGAGGAAUCCCAAUUAUUAGAGGCUUCAGGCAGCAGCUCAGCUAAGACAAAAACGGAACGAAAUGGAGAGGACCAUAGAGAACCAGAACUUGACAACAACCCAGAUCCAACAGGUUCCACUCAACAAAGUAUGAUGUUGGUUCCCAAAAGAGGUAAAGUAUCUAAACUGAAUUCAACACUUAUGGCUCAGAUUGGAAUCCAUGCAGGAGAGAAGCCGUUCAGUUGCAAAAUUUGUGGCAAAAGAUUAAAACAUUUGACUUCAAUUAAAUUACACCUAAUGACACACAAUGGCAACAUAGAACAUAUCUGUGAUUUUUGUGGGAAAGGGUUUAAAGAAAAGAGUUCUCUUCGGACACAUAUAAGACUCCACACAGGAGAGAAACCCUUUGCAUGUGAUAAUUGUGGUCGAAGGUUUCACGAAAAAGCAAAACUUAAAACACACCUCAAAGUUCACUCAGUAGAACAGCCGUUUUCUUGUGAUGUGUGUGGCACCAGAUUCAAACGAAAGGAAAAUAUAAAAAAGCACAUGAGGAUUCACACGGCGGAGAAACCUUUUGUGUGUAGUGUUUGUAGGAAAAGAUUUUCGCGACAAGAAACUCUAAAGAGACACAUGCAUGUUCACACAGGAGAGAAACGGUUCAUGUGUAAUGUUUGCAGUAAAGGAUUUGCUCUGAAACAUCACCUCAAGAACCACAUGGAGGUUCACACUGCUCCGUUUAGCUGCGGGGACUGUAGUAAGUGUUUUGUAAAUGAAAUCCAGUUGGAGCGACAUGUGAGAGUCCACUCAGAGGAGAGGCCGUUUGGGUGCGACAUCUGUAAAACCAGAUUCUAUCAAAAGUGUCAGCUUGAAAAUCACAUGAGAGUCCAUUCAGGGGAGAAACCGUUUGUGUGUACUGUUUGCAGUAAAGCAUUUUCCCGACUUGGAAAUCUGAAGAAACACAUGGAGGUACACAGGGGCUACAAGGAAUGAUUAAUUUGAUCGUAAUCUAAACUGUCAGUGUUUUUCCAAUCAGUCUUCGGCCUCUGCUUUCUGGGGCUGCUGGUAAGUGCUAAAUUACAUUAUUUCACAUUUUUGAUGUCAAAUUGCCCAUUCAAAGCUUAAUGACUUGAGUUCCUGCUUUAAUUAGGUCAAUUCAACCCCCUUUUUUCUUAGCUAUUCAGAGUUGGAUUUGCUGUUCUUUUUUUCUCUGGAUCAUUGCUCAUGUCCAUAACUCAAAACGUGUUUGAAUUUAAGGUCAUGAUUUGAAAGCCAGUCGUUGUCCUUUAGGGUUUCUGGUAAAGAGCAGAUUUCAUGGCUCCAUUAGUAAUGCCAAGUCUUCCAGGCAAAGAAGGCCAUCUUCAUCACACUGCCGCCACCAUGUUUAACUGUCAUUAUGAUUAUUCUUUUCCUGAACAUACCUGGAAAAUACCUUGCUGGACAUCCUGCUACACAAUCAUCAGAUGUAUGUUGAUAAAGCCAUCUUUGAAUGUGUGCAGUUGUUCCCUCCCUCCAUGUGUAUAUAUAUAUAUUUUUUUAAAGUUGGACAUUUAAUUGCUUACGCUAAUGAAACAUUUGUGUGAUGCUGAAGUAAACGUAUCACACAGCGAAUGGAGUUCCAGUUACAGGUCCGCUUUAGGUUUGUGUGUGUCAGGGUUCAUCUUCCACUGAAGCAGAAGACUUUCUCAGCAUUCCUUCUGUAAAUAAGUUAACAGACAGUAUUAGGAGCUGUAGGAUUUCAGCUUUACAAUAAACAAAUGUUUUGAAUUCUGAAAACAAACUCAAACAUUUUAACAUUUGUUUUGCAUGCAAUUAGUACAGACAAAAUAAUGUUUCCUGGAAGUUUACGUACACUUGAAAAGCUCAAAGAGGCAUUUGACAUCAGGAAAUGGAUUAGUGCUUUUCGUAAGCAUGGUGACGGGCCAUUUAUGUUGAAUUGACUGAGAUGAAUUUACAAAGUUUUUAUUUUCUAAUGGAUUGUAAAUAAUGUAAAUAACAGCAUUUUACUUGUCAUCCCUAACAGUGUUUCCCCAACUCAUUUUCACUUAAACUUUAUUUUUCAGAUACUGGCAGAAGUUUUGAUCGAGUUUUAUUCAGUCAGCCAAAAAAUUAGUCAGUCUCAGCAGAAGUAGUCUGAAUUGUCAGUUUCCAUACUUGCAAAACUGCCUCUAGGAUUUUAAUUUGAAAAUGUACCUGGAGUUUGUUAUUGGAACUGUGAGUACUCCCUCUUUGGAUGCGUAAAGCAUCUUAUUGUUUGUAAAUUGGGUAGAUUAGAAAUUAAAAUGUAUUGGUUGUAAGUAAAAUGUGCCUAAUUUCUUUUAUUAAUGUGAUCAUUCAAAUUGUCUCUUCUCACUACAACUUCACUAAUGUAUGAAGCUUGUUCAUGUCUGGUUUACUCAUAUCCAAAUUGAUCAGGCUUUCAAGUUUUGAUUUUUAGUCAUUUUUAUUGUUUUAAGUUAAGGCUGCAAGUGUUUUAGUGCCAUUUAUUUCAGUUUAAAAAAAAAUCUUUUUGGUCACAUUUUUCACUAUUAUUUUGGUCUCUUUCUCUUAAAUUUAUUUUGAUAUGUAAAAAAAGAUUGUUAGAAAUUAGCACAUUUAAAAAAUGUUCUGCCCAAUCAGAGAAUGUUGUGUUUUCCGACAGAUUGGAUAUGUGGAGCCCUCAUUAGAAUGCUGUAUGAAACAUGAUUCCACAUAGCUGAAGUAUAGUUACCUCAAAGUAAUGGUGGUUCACCAAAUACUGUUUUUUUUUUUUUUUUUUUUUUACAUGUUAUACUAAACGAUGUAUACAGAAUACUGUUGUGAAAUAUCUAAUAAACAUUUUUCAAAGCU
Messenger RNA from Gambusia affinis (western mosquitofish), 3844 nucleotides. RefSeq names its product oocyte zinc finger protein XlCOF6.1-like. The record is from RefSeq and is a predicted model, not a curated record. Gene Ontology annotation, molecular function: RNA polymerase II transcription regulatory region sequence-specific DNA binding; DNA-binding transcription factor activity, RNA polymerase II-specific. Gene Ontology annotation, biological process: regulation of transcription by RNA polymerase II. NCBI's taxonomy places the organism in Eukaryota, Metazoa, Chordata, Actinopteri, Cyprinodontiformes, Poeciliidae. The transcript is spliced from 2 exons. Gene Ontology annotation, cellular component: nucleus. The coding region runs from base 776 to 2008 and encodes 410 amino acids.